Messenger RNA from Opisthorchis viverrini, 3033 nucleotides. RefSeq lists its product as hypothetical. The transcript has 11 exons. The coding region runs from base 1 to 2889 and encodes 962 amino acids. The record is from RefSeq and is a predicted model, not a curated record. NCBI's taxonomy places the organism in Eukaryota, Metazoa, Platyhelminthes, Trematoda, Opisthorchiida, Opisthorchiidae.
AUGCCAGGUUGUUCAAGCCUAGACGGGGGAAGUCGAGAUGCAGAGGUCGGAUUCGAACAACGAACCUUCCGGCCAGCACGAUACAAACACUGGCGCGAUCAGUUGCUCGACCGAAACCAACACUUACCACGUAUCAAGUUGAAGCUGUUGGGAUCAACAAUGGUUGGCAAAUCCCAACUGGCUAACUCCAUCAAAACAGGUUUUCUGUCUGGAUUUGUAAGGAAAAAGUUGACAACCGUAUCAGAAUUGACAGGUUGGACAAAUGAACCAGAUUUGGAAAGUUUGGUUGUUGGUCUGUUUGCCGAGUGGGUGAAUGACCCACCCACUCAACCCUGCACUGACGAUGUCACCUCGAUUGGUGAUGAAACAUGUAAAUCUCAACAAGGCACUGAGGUUUACAUGGGGCAGACUGUAACGGAAUUGCACAACAGAAUUGGUGGGUAUAAAAGAAGGAUAAACAAACCACCAAGGAAUGCAGAAGAAUACCAAACGCUGAUCAACGACUCAGCGAUGGCGGUAGAUGCUUUUGACACCGGGCAUAGAAUAGAUCUGGAGAAUGUGGAAGUUUUAAGACGGGGACUGCGAUUCAGACCACAGUGGCUGAUAGCUGAAAUAGCUCAAUCCACCCCUUUCAAUGACUCCUUCUGUGUACUAGGACGUGCAGUUCCCGAGUGCAAGAAGCCGGAUCCCGUGGUUCGUCUAAUAUCCGCCAACAGACACUGCCUUAUGAGUGGAACAUGGACCCACAACAUGAACACUACACUCGUGGAAUCGAGGUCCACUUUCAGCAUUUGGGACUUCUCAGGCUACGAACCAUACUAUUUUGUCUACGAUCAUUUCAUUGGAGACGUGAAUUGUAUUCACAUGGUCCUAUUCAAUCUUAUGGACUCGGUGGCUUGGCGCCGUGCAAAUGUCCUCUUUUGGCUGGACUUCCUCUGCGCCCGGAUACCAAAUAGCGAACCAUAUCUUGUCGGUGGAAAAUCGAUAAAGCCAGUCCACGUGGUGUUGGUCGCAACACAUGCCGACUGUUCACUUUGUCCAAAGAACGAUGCCGGUAUUUACGAGGAUGAAGGAGCGAGUCGACUGCUCCAGGAAGUUCGUAAGCUAUAUGCUUACAAGUUGGACAUUUGUGAUACCGUCUAUUGUCUCGAUGCCAGGGAUGCCACGUCCGCUGAACUAAAGCAGCUAAAAUGUUAUCUCACGGACACUCGAAAUUCCAUAAUUCAAACAUUGCCUCGGAUCAGCACCCUAUUAACCGAAGUCACACAUGCCCUGAACGGAUGGUGUGCAGAUCGCAUAAUUCCGAUGGACUCGUUGGAAAAAUUCUCUGAUCGCAUUCGAAAAGAUGUUAAUCCGCUCUGCACAGACGACCAUCUGAACACUUUGAUCGAGCACCUACAGUAUACUGGCAGUAUCAUAUACAUUGAAUCCGCAUCAGCUGACGAUAUGAUUAUACUCAACCCAAACUGGUUACUGAACGACCUACUUGGCGAAUGCUUCAGCCAUGAGAUGUUCCGUCGUUCUCGUGUCACCGGAAGCUUCACGGUCGACGACUUCCAACUGUUUGUUCGUGCACAAAAUACGGAGAAACUGAUCGUACUGAUGGAAGCCCUCGGGAUUUGUGUCUGUUGUGUGGUACACGAACAGCCUUCACAUGAGGUCAGGUCACGUUGCAAAAAGUCUCAAUCGUGCAGAAAACCAGAUUUCUUCCAACAAGCCAGUCGAUCGCACUCAACCACUCAGUGUCUGCCGGCAAAAAACGUAGUAUCUGCCUAUGUGGCACGUGAUAUCAUCUCCAUGGGAGAUGAGGUACGAAGAGAAGAUAUUCAAAUCGAAAUCCCUCGACUCAACUUGCUGCCGAUGGAUUUGCCGGAAUGGAGUGAGUUGAUGACGGAUCAAGAGCUCCGCUACUCGGGCUAUCUUGUGUCGUCCAGCCCCGGAGCGAUGUUACAUUUAAUGCCACGAAUUCAACUACAGUUGCGCUAUUCGACCAAUGAUUUGUUGCAUGAGACAAAGUGGGUCGGAGAGGGAGCGGAGAGAUCACGUGAUAUCUCAACACGUUGGGAUCUGUCACAGUGGCUGCAUGGAUCAAAGCUAGUUGUAUUGAAGGGGGCUGUGGAGGUCCUCAUCAACAUGCACCAAGAUAACACUAGCCUCAUAUUGCUGGCUCGGUGUCUGGUCAAACACGCUCGAAGGACGUUUGGUUUGUUGCACAAUAUCAUCUACCUUAUCUGUCAACAUCUGGAUUCAAUUUGUCCAGGGCUUGAACUUCGUGUUGACUUGCUCUACGAUCCCCAUUCCGCUCGAGACCUCACGCGACUGACCACAUGGGAUUCAGCCGAUCUGGCCGACUCGGUUUGGAGACUAUUUUUGCGAGAAACCAGUCACCUUGCAAAGAGGGAUUCCACUUCGUCCCAAAAACGGUCGCCACUUGAACCAAACGAUGAAGACCUACUGCGUUUUCAGAUACAUUCUGAAGAACAGUGGGAUGUGCCGGAACAACUUGUGGAUGACUUAUGUCUAGGUGAUUCACAUCUAAUUUCCCAGAUAAUAAGAAAACAUUGUUCCUCUCUGGGGGAUUUGAGACAUGCCGUGAUCCGCGAGAUUGCGAGCCACCUCGAAUCGGAAGGAUAUUCGGAGCACCAGUUACAACAGUUUGCAGCUGACCUUGGUGUUACAGAUCCUCUGAACAAGUCACUGAUGACUCAGAGUGGCACAAGACAGCAACUGAGUUCCACUGCUGUUUUACUGGGAGCCCAACACAACUCGACCUUUACAGUCGAACGGCUGAUAAAAGCACUGUGUCGCCUUGGUCGCAAGGACCUUGUGCAAUAUUUGUAUCGUGCACACUUCUUUCUCACCAUCGCACAUACCACGUCGAUGACUUAGCGUAUAUCUUGACCAUAACUUUCAACGCACCCAUCAAAACCACCGCUGCCCUAAAGACUCGUGCAACUCAGGUCUGAGAUUUUUGGGUUGGUACACGUUAACUUUCUUUAUUCUUUACCUCUAACCAAGAUUAUAUGCUAUACA